CCCCAAAUUACCACUAAAGGAAAAUUUCAUACAAAAAUUAAAAUGGAGAGCCGCUUUGAUUCAAUUAAAAGGCAGAAUGUUCAGACAGCUCCUCCAGAGGAGGACUCUUUCCAAGAGCAAUUUUUAAAUGAAGAAGACAGGAUGAAACAGACUUUUGACUCUAACUUGUUGAACUUUAGCGAUGAUGUCGAUGAUGUUGAUAACCAAGAACUUCUCAGCCCCAUGUUCACUAAUGGUUUUGAUAACUUUAAGAAAGCCUUCGUCUCAUUUGAUAUGAGCAAUGCUGAAAGAAAAGAGUUCAUUGAUGACUUUAAAAGCAGGCUAAAUAACAAUUCUCCUAUCAAGAAGAACCAAAAGUUUGGAGAUAUUGUCAAUGAAAGCAUUAGACAUUUCCGGAACAAAAAGUACUCUACUUCAAACUUGAGGACUCCCUUGCCAGAGUAUAAUGAUUUGAAAUUCACACACAGAAAUAUUAUUCAACCCAAUUCUUCGGAGAAUUUUGGAGCUAGCGGUCAGAGAUGGUCUCUUGGUAGCCAGAAUAAUGAAGAUGAAAUUAGUUAUUAUGCUAAUACUUUACAAUGCUAUCAAUUUGACGAUAACCAUGGAAAAGCAUUUGAGAACUCGAUAGAUUACGGCCUCAUAAGAGAGCUAGAUAGGAAAGAUGGUGAGAUUACGGAGGAAGACUUCUGUUUAACUUCAGGAGGGACUAUAAAACUUCCAGGAAAGCACCUUAAAUUUAAAUAUCUUCACAUCCCUCAUAGUUGUAAAAUUGUUGGAAGUCCUGAGACCGUACUUGAGAUAUCUGGAGCUAUUUUUAUUGGAAGCUUUAAGAAUAAUAGUACUGGUUGGGAGACUAUCACUACAGAGAAUGAAGAACAAAUUGCAGUACACUUCUGAGAGGUUAAGAUCAUUUUUAACCCUCAGAGUUCUUAUUUUAGGUCAGAAACUAAUGAUUUGACCGAAAUUGAAACUGCUAGAGGGAUUCCUAAGGAAGAACAGAAAGGAAGUACGACUCCCUCAGCCUAUACAGCUCAGAAUUUUUUUGAGUUUGACUCCCUUUUCAUCAUUGAUUCCUUAAACCAGACCUUCUUGGAGAUAAGAGACUGUAUUAUCAACCCAGUAUGAGAACAAAAGGAGGAUUCUGUUUUUGAAUCUGAUCUUAAAAGGCGAUAUUUAUGAUCAAGUAUUGACCAAAUUUACACUUUGGAGGCGAUCAAUUAUAUCAAAGAAAAGACUGACCAGCCUGAUUUGGAAUUUAAGAGUGAAGACGACUUAUGCGCCAUACCUAAUAUUGGCAAAUUGAUGUCUGUAAACUGCAAAUGCCCACCCUCUAUAAGAAUGCACUCUUGUGUAAUCAGGCAAAAAGAAGGAGAUUUAGAUAUGCUUGAGCCAUGACCACUGUAUAGUUUAUUUAAGGUAAUUCAAAGCAGCAAGAUUCAGCUAGAUUCUUGUUGAAUUGAGGAAACUCUUGGGUCUUGACUUAGGCUCAGGAAUCCUCAAAUCCUAGAUGUGUUCGACUCAACGAUCACCGAGGCUCAAGAAUCUGCUAUUUCUGUAGAAAUCAGCAAGCUAGAGGUUUCAGAGAACUACUGUAGAUCUCUAAAUAUCUACAACUGAGAGAUUAUGAAGAAUAAAGGAAGUGGAAUCGAGGUCUAUGCUGAUGAAUUCGUAGACCAAAAUUUGAAAAUAUUUGUAACUGAGUGCAGGAUUUCGAAUAACUCUCAGUGCGGCUUGUUCCUUGCCAGAAUGGCUGUUGAUCUUGUCAAAAUUACAGACUCUAAAUUCAUAUCGAAUUCUGGUAAAGGGUGCUAUUUCAAAAUAGUCCAUCAGAGGUUUUAACAAAAGUUGUUUCUCUGUCAAAAACAGCAAGUUUAUUAAUAACAAAGAAAAUGGACUCCAAAUUGAUGACUCUGGGUUCGAGUUAGAGAAAGUUAAUUCUAACAAUAACUCUAAGAAUGGGAUCUCGAUCAAUGGCACCAUGAAGCCAGUUGUGAUUCCUCAAGAAUCUAUGGAGUUUCUCAAAAAGCAUGGAAUGAACACAACCAUGACCAACGUCACUGUGAAUGGCAACAGUGGAUUUGGAAUCUCAAUAAAAAGUUAUUGGAAAGGAGCUAUCUUAAUUGCUAAAUCUAGUUGUUCAAAGAACUCUGAAGAUGGACUUUUCUUGUACACUCCUAUUGAAAAACAUCCCAGAACAUCUAUAGGAGAUUUAGAGAGGAAGUCAAAGUUCUAUGAUGGUCCCAAAAAUAAGAUCUCUCCAGGAGAUUUGACUAAUGAUAAGACAAUUCAGCAGCAGGAGAGGUGCCCAAAGGAAAGAGAGUCUAAAGAAAUAUCUAAAGUGGGGCGAUUGGUCAUCACUAUGUGCACCUUUAUGAAGAACAUGAAGCACGGCUUGAACAUUAUGAACACUGAAUGUACCUUAAACCCAUCAAUUUUUAAAGAUAACAAAAAGUAUGCUAUUUAUAUGGAACGCGAAGAAGACAAACAAAAACUGCUAAUCCCACCACUUACGCAUGGAGAGAUGGUAAUUCGUGGAAAAGCUGGCGGAGAAUGGGGCAAAAUCUCCAUCAAAAAGACAUCAGGCUGAUGAAUAAUUCAGUAA
Messenger RNA from Moneuplotes crassus, 2602 nucleotides. NCBI's taxonomy places the organism in Eukaryota, Ciliophora, Spirotrichea, Euplotida, Euplotidae. The record is from the annotation of a GenBank genome assembly.